Molecule: messenger RNA, 1001 nt
Organism: Lactuca virosa
Lineage: Eukaryota; Viridiplantae; Streptophyta; Magnoliopsida; Asterales; Asteraceae
Source: the annotation of a GenBank genome assembly
CAGCGGCUCAGCCCAUAGUUGGAUCGAUCGACGCUUUGCUCCCCACGAAAAUCUGAUUCCGAUCACCGUGUUUUCUUUUUGUUCGAUUAAUGUCGUUCGUUUCUAAAUAAUUUUGAAUAAGAAAACCCCUGUCUGGAUCUGGAUCUCGAUCUUCUGAGAAAAAUUAAAUCCGAUGGAGAAUAGGGUUCAAGAGAUCAUCGAGCAGCAAGUGCUGAGUGUUGCCAAAGCUGUAGAGGAGAAGAUCGAUGAUGAAAUCGCGGCUUUGGAGAAGUUGGAUUUAGACGAUAUUGAGGUCCUGAGAGAGCGCCGAUUGCAACAGAUGAAGAAGAUGGCGGAGAAGCGGAGCCGUUGGGUUUCCCUUGGCCACGGAGAUUACUCUGAGAUAUUCUCCGAGAAGGAUUUCUUCUCCAUUGUUAAGGCCAGCGAUCGCGUUGUUUGCCAUUUCUAUCGUGAAAAUUGGCCUUGCAAGGUAGUGGACAAACACUUGGGGAUAUUGGCAAAACAGCAUAUCGAGACGCGAUUCAUCAAGAUUCAAGCAGAGAAAAGCCCAUUCUUGGCUGAGAAGCUCAAGAUUGUUGUUCUUCCAACAAUUGCUCUUAUAAAGAAUGCCAAAGUUGAAGAUUAUGUGGUGGGGUUUGAUGAGCUUGGUGGGAGUGAUGAUUUUAGCACUGAAGAACUGGAGGAGAGAUUGGGGAAAGGUGAAGUUAUAUUUUUUGAAGGCGAAUCAUCCUUAAAACCAUCAAAAAAGCCUCAAACAAGAAACGUUAGACAUGGCUCCAAGUCUAAUGAUGAUUCGGAUUCUGAGUAAAUGUGCUUUUGGCCUUUUUACCCCUGUCAUGGCUGUAUCUGUAUGGUAGUUUUAUUAAAAAAAAAUGGGCGUAAGCAUAGAGAUUCAGCUCUUAUAUAUGUUUCGUGUAUCAUCACUAGUCCUAAAAUAGAGUUAAUUUUGAAUUAUGGAAUGUUAAUGUUAACUUUUUUGCUCUAUAAUAAACUCAACUGCU